Messenger RNA from Polyodon spathula (Mississippi paddlefish), 4219 nucleotides. RefSeq names its product unconventional myosin-X-like. The coding region runs from base 572 to 2869 and encodes 765 amino acids. Gene Ontology annotation, biological process: signal transduction. The transcript is spliced from 13 exons. The record is from RefSeq and is a predicted model, not a curated record. Gene Ontology annotation, cellular component: cytoskeleton. Lineage: Eukaryota; Metazoa; Chordata; Actinopteri; Acipenseriformes; Polyodontidae.
CCUCGCCCGUGUGUGCGCUCUGCUGUGUGCUAGCGAAGCGUCUCCAAAGGAGGAGUCUUUUUGCGUCAAUCCCCUUUCUCUCUUAAUUUUGGCAUCAGGAAGUAGCUAUGGGGAAGUCUAGGCAGGAUUUUGAGUAAAGUCUGUGUAUCGCACGAACAGGCGUUUCUGACGAAGGAGGUAUUCAGCAGCACAGUAAUACUAAUAGUCGGAGAGGAGCUCGGUUCUGUUGAAGUUUCACUGUCCGGAUACCAAGAAACCUUAAGCCGAUAAAGGAAAAACCCCACACACUAAUAUAAUACUUUCAUUUAUAACAGCACGUUAAAAUCUACGUGUUUUUUUUUUUUUUUUUGUCCAGCUGUUUUUACUUUGGCUGUGUCAGGAAAAGUAAGACGCUAGCAAGUGGAGUGCACUCAGUCAUUUGUUAAAACCCGGCUUUCAAAGGGAUAAACCUGUUAUACCUAAGCCGUCUGACGGGUCGUGUGUCAGGGAUACAGCGAGACAGCAGUGCCACUGGAUGCUAUCCACAAAACGAAGGGUUACAAAAAGAAGGUGCUGAGCUAUCCCGGUUUGAAUGCCUUUGCAAGGGUUUUGCUCGUUUCUUUGCUGCAGGCACGGGUUCACGAUACUGGGACGGGAUUAUGGAGAGAAAGAGGAGGAAGAAUCGUUCGAGUUGAGGAGUAAGGAGGAUCAAGCGACUUGUAACGGCAGGGGUCCCUUGGAUAUAACUCUCACCCAACCGGGUCGCACUGCCAACGGACCUAGCUGCCUCUCAGAGAUUCCAGAGGAAAUGAGAAGUCUGAUUAUUGAGAAGAGCAAAGGAGCGAACGAGGAGGAUGCAGAGGCUGUUGUCAAAGGUUGGCUGUACAGAGAAGUGCGUGGAGGGUGGAUCAAGAUGAGGAGGCACUGGUUUGUCCUGACUCCAGACUCUCUGGACUUCUACACCAGCAGCGAGAGGAAUGCCAAGAGGCUGGGAUCACUGGUCCUGACCAGCCUCUGUUCUGUCAUCUGGCCCGACAAACAGAGCCACAAAGAAACUGGCAAUUGGAGCAUCAUGGUGUACGGUCGCAAGCACAGCUAUAGGUUGUACACCAAGCACUUUAAUGAGGCAGUACACUGGGCAUGUGCAAUCCAGAAGGUCAUAGACAGCAAGGCUCCUGUCGAAACCCCGACACAGCUCCUUAUUCGGGACAUUGAGGAGAACAAGUUCAACCCUGAGGCUGUGGGGCACAUCUACAAACACAACCCCAUCCUGAAGCACACACAGAGCCCUCUCUAUGCCUCCCUGCUCCCCUUUCCCUAUGGCAGUCUGGACCACACCUUUCACAGUGCGAAGGGCUACACCACAUUGCGAGAUGAGGCGGUGAAGAUCUUCAACUCCCUACAGCAGCUGGAAUCGGCCCAGGACCCUGUGCCCCUCAUCCAGGGGGUGCUGCAGACCUGCCUGGACCUACGGCCGCUGCGGGAUGAGGUGUACUGCCAGCUGGUCAAGCAGACGAGUGGGACGCCCAGCCCCGACACCCCGGCACAGCUCCGAUACUGGCAGCUACUGACCUGCAUGAGCUGCACCUUCCUGCCCAGCCUCUCUGUCCUUAAAUACCUGCGCUUCCACCUCAAAAGAGUACAGAGCCAGUACCCAGACACAGAGAUGGAUAACUACGCAGCAUUUAUAUCUGAAGCCAUUGGGAAAACUAAAGGGAGGGAGUAUGUGCCAUCCUGGGAGGAGAUCCUGGUCCUGAUAAACCGGCAGAAGAUGUUCUGCACCAUUCACUACCCCGGCCGCAGCUCCUGCAAGCUCCCCAUCAGCUCCCACACCACCGCUGACGAGGUUGUGAAGAAGAUGAAGGAGAGGUUGGGUCUGCAGCUCAGCCACAACACCUUUGCACUGUUUGAAGGGAACGGCUACAAGGAGCGGGCAGUAGGGGGCAGCACCAUCGUCGCCGACAUCCUGACCAGGUUUGAAAACCUCGCUGCUAAGGAGCCCGAGUCGGAACAUCAGUGGAAACUCUGUUUCAAGCUCUACUGUUUCCUGGAUACAGACAGCAUCCCCAAAGACAGCAUCGAGUUCACGUUCCUCUUUGAACAGUCCCAUGCGAUGGUAAUCCAGGGUCACUUGUUUACCUCUGAGGAGGACCUCCAGUUGUUGGCGGCUCUGCGCCUCCAGUCCCUGAACGGAGACUUCAGCACCCACACGCCGUCGCCCCCGGUGGAGGAGCUCUUCCCCAGGCACGUCAUCGAGGCGAGGGCCCUGGCUUUGGUCAAGACCGCUCCAGCCAAGCCAGCCUGCUGUCCCUCGCGUUUCCUGACGGGGGCGCUGCACGCAGGGCUCUGGAACCACGCUGCCGUGCAUAAGAUCAAGGCCGAGGACGACCUUCGUUUCCGGGCCCGACUCAAAGAGGAAGGGGCCUCCGUGAUGGCUUCGAUUGUGGAGAGGUGGAAGACCCUGCAAGGCCGGGCCCGGGAGGACGUCAUGUCUGUUUACCUAUCCGUCGUCAAGCAGUGGCCCGGGUUCGGCUCCACCCUCUACGAAAUCGACUUCUACAUUAGCUCAGCAGGAAGUUUUUCACAGCGGCUGUGGCUGGGAGUUGCUGCAACGUCCGUGUCUCUGUACAAACAAGGAGAUCCCGAACCGCUGGAGAGUAUCAGUUACGGGCAGAUCUCUUCCUAUGGAGUGUCAGACAGCACCACCUUCAAAAUCACAGCGGGAGACAGGGAAUUCAUAUUUGAAACCAGCAAGCUGAACGAGAUUGCCCAGCUCAUGACCGCCUACAUCACCAGCGCUCGCAGAACCCGCCGCCCCAGCCAAAGGACGGAGAGCGAGAACUUAGCCCUGGGGUCUCCUGUCCUGGAGCCCGCCUCACACCCUGUUUAAACACUCCCACAUGGACUUAGCAACGGGACCCAAUUCACAUUCACACACAGUGGUUUUUUCCGGUGUCAUUAUGUGCCAUCUUUCAAUACAAAACUACAUUUCUGGUGGAUGUCUGGCCACGUUUAAAAUCACGGAAAAUGCAUUGGAGGCAAGUUGGGACCAUACUUUAUUUUAAAAGCGACCCCAUCAGACUAAAAAAAGCAGUUCUGUCCAAAGUUACUGUACUUGCUGCACUUCUUCCAGGGCAAAUGUGAGAAGCUAUGGUAAAAUGCAACAGCAAAAAGAACAAGGGCAUGUAAAAAGAAAAAAAAAAACUGGAUAGAGAAAUGUGUCAACCUAUUUCUUUCUAGAGUAUGGAGUAAAUCUCAUUCCAGGUGCUAAUCUCAUCAAUUCUAAGCUAACUAACCUUGCCCCUGACCAGGGUGGUCUUUUGAAUGCAUUACUACAAAAAAAUAGUUUUGUCAUCUGAAAACAAAAUAGGAAUUUCCUCAUUUAACCAGCUUCAAAACAUUCACGUCAAGCUGGCUCUUUAAUUUUAAUCUGCUUGGUUGAAGAGUACCAGACUUCUCCCAGUAUCUGUAUGUAAUAAUAAGAUUGCAUCAGCUAAAUAAUACACCUCAGAAUAGUAACUGCGGAUUUUUAAGUACUGUUUUUGUUACCAGCAUUUUACAGUACUACUAAUUAUUUUUUAUUACAUGGCUUAAAAAUAUUACUACAGGUUAGGGUAGUUGCAAAGAAACUUACAACCAUAUACAGAGAACAAGAAAUAAUAGCAGGAUGCAAGUUUCAGAAAUAAAUUAAGCCAGUGUGCAAAUCGAACUGCUCGCUCACAAACUUGAUUUGGUACAAAUCUAAAUAUACAGAUACUUUGUCGUUUUUAGGAAAGUGCUGGACCUGUUGCAUUCCAGUGAUGAGCACACAUAGUACCUGCCUAUACUGAACAGUCUGAAUAUUAAAAAAAAAAAAAACGUUCAGCACAGCAGCCUGGGGUGGGCAUCUAUUCUCAUCCAAAAAUAUAUUCAAAUAUUUUUAAUGUGUCGGCUUUAUCUAUUUACUAAUGCAUACUGCAGCCAAAUAAGGUUAGACAAAUUAUAAAUCAGCUGUAGUUGAAGUCAAAAUUGAUGCUAUACUGUGAAGAACCUCUUCAGUGACAGGAUAGACUAUUUUAAUAUGAAAUCAAUUAAUUAAUCUUCUAUCUCCUGACAGUUUCUCCUUUUUUUUUUUUUUUUUUUUUUUUUUUGGUUUAAUGAUUUGCUGUUGUCUGAAAUAUGAUGCCGAAAGAGAUGAAAAUAUUAUGGAUUUUUUGAAAUGAUAAUGGAUAUUAACUUUUUUAUAUUUAAUUUUUUUAUU